Phaeoacremonium minimum UCRPA7 is the source of this 915-nucleotide messenger RNA. Its product is annotated as putative sh3 domain signaling protein. The coding region runs from base 1 to 915 and encodes 304 amino acids. The transcript has 3 exons. Gene Ontology annotation, biological process: actin cortical patch localization; endocytosis; plasma membrane tubulation. Gene Ontology annotation, cellular component: Rvs161p-Rvs167p complex; actin cortical patch; mating projection tip. Gene Ontology annotation, molecular function: lipid binding; protein binding. Lineage: Eukaryota; Fungi; Ascomycota; Sordariomycetes; Togniniales; Togniniaceae. The record is from RefSeq and is a predicted model, not a curated record.
AUGCAGUCCAUGCAAAGGCAGUUUGGGAAAUUGAUGAACAGAGGCCCUGGUGACAAUGCCAAGGUUUCUGUUCUCCUCAAUGACUACGAGGAUGCCGACCGGCUGCUAGCACGGAUUACUGAAAGCGCAAAGGCAUGGAGAGAUUCUUGGGUAUCUAUACUGUCAGCACAGCUCGAGGUUGUCACUGUCUACGAAAGCCUAUACGACCCCAUCGUCGGCGCAUAUGAUGGUCAUGGCGCACCGUUGACUCCUACAUCCGAGCUUCAAUUAACCCGCACGUUCAAGUUGAAGGAGGCCUAUUCAGACCUGAAAGCCGAGCUUAUCGAAGACAUUGGCACCAUUGACGACAGAAUCAUUCGACCCGCUACCGAUGCCCGAGAUGCGAUUGCUCCUAUCCGCAAGACGAUCAAGAAGAGAGAAAACAAGAGGCUGGAUUACGAAAAGGUUCAAGAUAGGGUCGCCAAGAUGCAUCGGAAGCCGAAUAAAACAGCCAAGGAAGAUGCAGCACUGGCAAAGGCAGAAGAUGAACUGGCAAAUCUAACUGAGUCGUCGGGAGCUUCGCCAAGCUCAGCCCGGAUUGGUAGUAACGACUACUUCAGCUCUCGGGAUCGUCCAUCGACGGCGUCCACCGUUGCGUCGAGCGUGUCACAAGGUGCGACCCCGGCUUACCCUAACGGCAUUGGCAAGAAGAAGCCGCCGCCGCCUCCGCCGCCGAAGCGCAUACCUAGCACAAGACCGGACGAGUACGUCGUUGCACUGUACGAUUUCGUGGGGCAGGGAGCUGGAGAUUUGUCGUUUAGUGAAGGGGACAUGAUCAAGAUCGUCAAGAAAACAAACACCGACCAGGACUGGUGGGUCGGCGAGCUUGCUGGCGUCAGGGGAAACUUUCCAGCGAAUUACUGUAAGGCAACCUAG